CAUCCCACAGGAAGAGCGUUGUAUUGUGUUGAACUUCUUCUCGGCUUCUCUCUCUUUCUUCAAUUUUGAUUUCACACCCAGCGCUGCCGGCGAUCAUCACGCCAUCACUAGCGACUGCCUACGAGCCAUCCGCAGCACCCACUUCAACCCCAUCGCCGGGAAAUGAACAAAGGCGGAGGCGCCGGUGGAGGUCCAACAGCAGCGGCGGCAGCGGCGGCGGCUCAGAAACAGAAAACUUUGUUGCAGAGAGUUGAAACUGACAUCGCUAAUGUGGUUGAUCACUUCACUUUCUUAGUUAACGUUGCUCGGGUGAAUGACCCGCCAGUCAGAAAUUCACAGGAGGCUUUCAUGAUGGAGAUGCGUGCAGCCAGAAUGGUUCAAGCAGCUGACUCACUACUGAAGUUGGUGUCAGAGCUGAAGCAGACUGCAAUCUUUUCAGGAUUUGCAUCUCUUAAUGACCAUGUAGAUCAAAGAGAGGCUGAGUUUAACCAACAGGCAGAAAAAACUGACCACUUGUUAGCUAGAAUUGGAGAGGAGGCAGCUGCUAGCCUCAAGGAGCUUGAAUCUCAUUAUUAUUCUUCUGCACAGAGGACAAGCGAUCCCCCACAGCCAUGAAGACUGAUCUAGGACGAUAAGCAAUGUAGUGCCCCCUUGAAAAUCAAAAUACUAUAAUUUGAGUUCAUGUGUAGGUUAAACAGGUCAAAAUAGUUUCACUGUGGUAGAUGUAGUUCAGUUUGAAUUUCAACCCUAGAUGUAUUAUUACUAAUGGCAAAUGAGAAUCUGUCUUUUUCAAGGUUUCCUUCCA
Vitis riparia (riverbank grape) is the source of this 805-nucleotide messenger RNA. Its product is annotated as mediator of RNA polymerase II transcription subunit 22a-like. The transcript is spliced from 4 exons. Gene Ontology annotation, cellular component: mediator complex. Gene Ontology annotation, biological process: regulation of transcription by RNA polymerase II. Bases 163 to 615 code for a protein of 150 amino acids. NCBI's taxonomy places the organism in Eukaryota, Viridiplantae, Streptophyta, Magnoliopsida, Vitales, Vitaceae. Gene Ontology annotation, molecular function: transcription coregulator activity. The record is from RefSeq and is a predicted model, not a curated record.